Molecule: messenger RNA, 865 nt
Organism: Drosophila willistoni
Lineage: Eukaryota; Metazoa; Arthropoda; Insecta; Diptera; Drosophilidae
Exons: 2
Coding region: 53-811 (252 amino acids)
Source: RefSeq, a predicted model, not a curated record
AAAAAGCAUCAACAGUUUUUAGUCAGCACUUCUUGUUAGUGGAACCCCGAAAAUGAGAGCUUGCUUGCUUUAUUUAUGUAUAUUUACUCUGCUUCAGAGUAGAUAUGUACUGUCUAGACUGGUACGUCCCGAGAUAAAUAUACCUGGAUUAUUCUCGAUCUUAUAUAGUUGCCAACGUGAAGUAAAUGGUGAAAACAACGUUGGUUCGCUGCUGACAUUGGACAACGAAUCGACAUCCAAUAAGAGGGUGGACCUAAAGAGUUCUGCAAGGACUCAAGGUGAUGGCGCAGCUCAGUCAUCAUCCAAUGUAAACAUUAGAAAUGGUGAGCGCGUUCUGUCUAUUUCCAACAGUGUGGAUUCGGGCCAGCGGAGAGGACGACUACCCCGAAGAUCGAACAAUGGCAGAAACGAUCAAUCUUCCGUGGACAGUUCGGUAUCUGUCAACCUUGGCGAUGCGUUAUCCAAUAAUAAUCCUUUGCGUGGUUCCCGAAUUGUUCGAUUAAAACCCUAUCCUAGAACUGCUCAAGGAAAGAAAAGUAACCCAAUAUCUAUAUCAAUUGGUGACAGCAACGCCAAUAAUCAAAUCAUUCAGGAGGAUAGUCAACCAACCCAACCACCUCGAUCCUCCUCCCUGCUUGACCUUCUCCAACCGAGGUCACCAUGGGGAGUCGGUAUCAACAUUCAAGGAGGUAAGAGCAAGCCCAAAACUGUUCCUUUGGGGUUGCCCCUACGGAAUGCUUCAUAUGGCCAAAUCACCAGUUGUGUUAUAGAGAAAAUACUUAAACAAUAUCAAUCAAGUUUCUCUAACUAAAUUCAAUAAUUUCCAAUAAACGCUUGCGCAUUACCAUUAAAAGUGGAAAGAAAA